This is a messenger RNA of Pogonomyrmex barbatus (red harvester ant), 3737 nucleotides long. RefSeq lists its product as uncharacterized. NCBI's taxonomy places the organism in Eukaryota, Metazoa, Arthropoda, Insecta, Hymenoptera, Formicidae. Gene Ontology annotation, molecular function: CoA-ligase activity. The record is from RefSeq and is a predicted model, not a curated record.
UCUGGUUUGAUCAACAGUCACAAAUGCAUCACUUUUCAUUUAUGUGUUAAAAGUGUGUUAAAUGUUCAUCAGAAAAGAUAAUUUUUAAUUCACACUUCUAUUUUCAAGACACAGUUUUUUUUCUUUGUUGCAAUUGUUAUUAAAUUUUAUUCAAAUUUGAACUUCUUUUUUAACGUUAAUGUAUUAGAUACGUUGAUAUCUUAACAAAAGAUUGAUAUUAUUGGGCCUUACAUUUGCAACUAGAAUAUUUUUAGCAAAAUGAUGAAGAAUAUUUCAAAAAAUUUUACGGUAGAAAAUGGUAUUUAUAAAGGACCAGUAAAUCUCGAUAUAGGUAACUAUAAAAGUCUUGGAGAAAUGAUUUGGUUUAACAUUAAAAAAAAUGGAGAUAAAAUUGCACAUGUAGACGCAUGCACAGAAGAAACAACUACAUAUACGGAACUACAAGAUAAAGUUGUAAGAUGUGCGUUGUGGCUGCAAAAACAUGGAAUUAAAGCAGAUGAUAUCAUUACUCUAUGCACAGGAAAUCAUAUGAACUCUAUUGUGCCCUGCCUCUCUGCGGCUUAUAUCAAUGCAAUUUUUAAUACAUGGAACGAGAAUAUGAACUUGCAAACUACAUUAUACUAUUUGGAUCUGACUAUGCCGAAAAUAAUUUUCUGUAGUGAGAAAUCCGUGCAUAUUGUCUUAAGCGCAAUAAAAGAGAGAAAUUGCAAUUCCAUGGUGGUAGUUUUUGGCAAGCAUAUCAACGCGAUUUCAUUCUCCGAUAUCUUGAGGACUGGCACUGAUGCAGAAGUGGCAAAUUUUCAUUACGUAAAACUUGACGAUAUCAAAAAAACGGCGUGUAUUCUGCACUCCUCAGGCACUUUGGGAUUACCGAAAGCUACCGAAAUAUCCAAUUAUAAUAUGAUACUUGUUAGCGGGAAAAAAGUGAUAAACAUGUCCAAUUCACCAUCGCUAUGGUUUUCUUCUCUUUGUUGGCUGAGUGGAGUGAUAAUGAACAUGUUUGCGAUUGUACAGAGCUCUAAAGUAAUUCUCUAUCCAGAAUUUGACGAGGAAAUGACUUGCCGAUUAAUUGAGAAAUACAAAGUAACAACUAUUUUUCUUAGCACAAGCAUGACUAAUCGACUUGUGAAAGCGAGUUAUAUAAAGAAAUAUUCAUUAUCGACUUUAAAGGACAUAGUGCUUACUGGUGCAGUUCUUAAACCAAAAGUACAGGAAGAAUUAAAAAAUAUUUUACCACAUGUUACUAUGUGGCAAGGUUAUGGAAUGACGGAAGUCACCGGUCUCGUAACAUUUCAAUUAGCGCAUCAUAAAAAUGGAUCAUGCGGGACAGUAGUCGAAAAUGUGCAAAUAAAAAUUGUAGAUCCAGAAAGUGGAAAAGUACUUGGCCCGAAUCAAACUGGAGAAAUAUGGAUAAAAUCUCUAGUAGUAAUGACUGGUUAUUAUAGAAAUCCUGAGGCGACGAAAAAUACGAUUGAUGAUGAAGGAUGGUUGCACUCGGGUGAUGUUGGUUACGUAGAUGAAGAUGGGGAAUUGUUCAUUGUCGAUAGGAUAAAAGAACUCAUAAAGUACAGAGGAAACCAAAUCUCACCUGCAGAAAUUGAGGAUGUCUUAAUGUCACAUCCAGCAGUGCUAGAGACUGCAGUUAUAGGGAUUCCUCAUGAAUUAGAUGAUGAACAUCCUGUUGCACUUGUUACUAAAAAACCUGAUGCUAUGGUACUAUUUUUCUUUAAAGAUAUAAUAGUGACUAAACAAGAAUUAAUAGACCAUGUAGCGAAGAAUAUGAUGGAUCACUGCAAACUUCGUGGUGGAGUAAUAUUUCUGGAAAAGUUUCCAUAUACAGGUUCAGGAAAAAUUGCGAGGAAAGAUUUGAAAGAUUUUAAGGAGUCAAGUUCAGAUCAUUUUACUGUGGACAAUGGCGUUUACAAAGGGAAAGCAGUGUUUGAACAUUAUUUGGCAAAUUACAAAAGUUUCGGAGAAUUGAUUUGGUGCAGCCUUAAAAAACACGGAGACAAAAUUGCUUAUCGAGCAAAAAUGAUUAACUUUUGCAACAAUGACAAUGUUGUUCAGUUGGAUGCGCACACGGAAGAAACAAUGACAUACGCAGAACUUCACGAUAAAGCUGUAAGAUGCGCGUUGUUUCUAAUAAAACAAGGAAUUAAAUCUAAUGACAUUAUUACUGUAUCUACCCAUAAUCACUUGAACGCUAUUGUGCCAUGUCUUUCGGCAGCUUACAUUAACGCUAUUUUCGAUACAUGGAACGAGAAACUAGACUUGAAAACUACACUGUAUCAUUUAAAUCUGACCAUGCCAAAGAUAAUUUUCUGCUGUGAGAAAUCUGUACACGUUAUCUUGAGCGCAAUAAAAGAGAAAAACUGCAAUUCCACCGUGGUGGUUUUUGGCAAGCAUAUCAAUGCGAUUUCCUUCGCCGAUAUACUGAAUAAUAGCAGUGAUGCAGAAGUGGCAAAUUUUCAUUAUGCAGAACUUGAUGACAUUAAAAAGACGGCCUGUAUUUUACACACUACAGGCAUCACAGGAUUGCCGAAAGGCAUUGAAAUAUCCAACUACAGUAUGAUAUAUAUUAGCCAAAAUAUAAAAGAAAACAAGGUAAUACAAGAAAAUGAAAAUAUAAAUUUACUAUCGUUCUCUCCUCUUUAUUGGAUAAUUGGAUUAGUGAUAAACAUAAGUGCAAUUGUGUACAGCAUCAAAAUAAUACUCUACCCAGAAUUCGAUGAAGAGAUGAUUUGUCGGUUAAUUGAAAAAUAUAAGAUAACAAUUCUGUAUCUUAUCACAAGCAUGAUUAAUCGCUUUGUCAAAGGGAGUUACAUAAAAAACUAUUCAUUAUCGUCUUUAAAAUACAUAAUAACUGGUGGUGCAAUACUUAAAUCAAAAGUUCAAGAAGAAUUGAAAAAUAUUUUACCGCAUGUUGCAAUAUAUCAAGGUUAUGGAAUGACGGAAAUCUGCGGUAUCGCAACGUUUCAACUACCUAAUCACAAAAAUGGAUCAAGCGGGACGGUAGUUAGCAAUAUGCAAAUGAAGAUCGUGAAUCCAGAAAGUGGGAAAGUACUUGGUCCGAAUCAAUCUGGAGAAAUAUGUCUAAAAUCUCCAUUCAUGAUUACUGGUUAUUAUAGAAAUUCCGAGAUGACAAAAAAUAUGAUCGAUGACGAAGGAUGGUUGCACUCAGGUGAUCUUGGUUACGUAGAUGAAGAUGGGGAAUUGUUCAUUGUCGAUAGGAUAAAAGAACUCAUAAAGUAUAGAGGAAACCAUAUCUCACCUACAGAAAUUGAAGAUGUCUUAAUGUCACAUCCAGCAGUGCUAGAGACUGCCGUUAUAGGGAUUCCUUAUGAAUUAGAUGAUGAACAUCCUGUUGCAUUUGUUACUAAAAGACCUGACGCAAUGGUGACUGAUCAGGAAUUAAUAGACUUUGUUGCGAAGAAUAUGAUGGAUCACUGCCAACUUCGUGCAGGAGUGAUAUUUCUAGAUAAGUUUCCCUACAAAGGUACAGGAAAAAUUUCAAAGAAAGAUUUGAAAAUAAUGGCUAGACAAAUGUUAAGCUAUGCUGAUUAGUUACAAACUUCUUUUGAGAUAUCAGAAUUUUUUAUUGUUUAUUUAAGCAUAGUUAUGAAAUAAUCUAAAUUUUUCUUUUAUCAAAAUAUUCUAAUCAGGAAGUUAGAAUGGACUGUAAUCCAUUUUGUAAGAUUAUUAUUGUUGUGAAAAUCAAAAUAAUAAAUAAAAUAAUA